UGUUUGUAAGACGGGACCCUGGAGUGUUAGGAAGAAACAUAAGAAAAUGGAAUUAUAAAUAAUAAUCAAUCACAACACCGCCUCUCUCUUCAACUACACAUCGAUUUUCCAGGAUUCAAGUGAUCUAUCAUCUUCUGCGAAUCCGCGCAAUGUAAAUGUUUAAACACGAGCUGCUUCUUUCAACUCCUGGCCUAUGACGGCGGACCUGGUAUAAACAAAGAAACUCAUUAUGAAGAGGAUGUUAUGCAAAGGACAAUGACAGUCGCAUGUCAGUGAAUUCAAUAACUACUAGUAACCGAUGAAUGUCCAACUCUAAUAGGGUACAUGAUGAAUCGCUCAACAUAAUCCACGCUAUCAUCCUUAAAGGUAAUAAAAAGUAUCCGGAAAGUAUUUCAUACGCAGUUUGCGAGGCUAUACCUAUUAUUAUAAAGACAUUAGUCAUUCAAAGAGAAUAUUCAACUACUUUGCGCUUGGGUUGGCGUGGCGUAGGCCCGUUGUUUUCCUCUGAUGUGAGAUUUUCGACCAGAUUGUUAGAUCACUUCUCCUUUUUGAUAGGUUUCCGUUCUAGUUUUUUUUUUCUAUACCUCGCUAUGAGGACCUUUUCAUGAUGGACAUCGGUGCAUUACAAAAUUAUUAUUAUCAUCUUGGCAUCAUAUAUGCAGCAUGUAGAUAACCAAUCUGUGAACGGCGCCGUCAAUCAUGAGUAUUUAGUCUCUCCACAUGUUACUCCAAUAACAGCACAAACUUAUUGAGUUGUGUAUUUCAAACCUCCUUUUCAAAAUUCAUUUCAGCUGAUGUCUGCAUUUUCAGGACACUGAUUUCGAUCUAAUUACUAUUUUUAUAGUAUAAAAAUUGUCAUUUUUAUGAUGCAUUCACUUUCAUUGAGAUAAAACAUUUGACAAUGAGUAGCAAAACGGAAACAUGUAUCGAGGAAUAUACUGCUGAAUAUUUUAGUCUGCACUGUUCUCUUGAAUGUUGAUGGCCCAAGACCUUACAAACAAGGAUCACUACAUGGAUUUGAGUGUCAAAAAGUUGUUGAAAGCGACGAAAUGCAUAACUAUCUUGUAAAACUAGAACGAUGUGAACCACUUUGGCGAUGUAUUACCUAAUACGUUCUUCGCUCUGAGCAACUCCUCGAGCACGCCCACGUAAAGUUUGUAUAAUUACCUGUCGUUAUUAGCAGUGUGUGCGGGAGAGUGUGUAUGUGUGUGUGAGAAAGAGAGAGAGAAAGAGAGAGGGAGAAGGUAUGCUUCUAUCACUUUACAAUCUUCCCCCGCAUAUAUAUGACCAGAAAUGAAAUAUAAAAGAUGAAAAGUGGCUAUACGCUCACAAUUGAACUUUCUUCGUUCUGCCUGCAUGCAUGGCAUAUAUCCAUCUUCAUCUCUUGGGCCAGAGGGACGGGGGAAUGUUCACACUUGUCUUCUAUCUGUUACAUGGAAUCGCGGCGGUCUGUGCUACAUGUUUUUCAUAGAUGUUCAUACUUUCUGUAGUUAUUUGCUUUUCCUUGUUCCAAAGCAAGAUAGUGCAGUCAUGCAACCUUCAAGUGGUUAUCCUCUGGUUCGUAUGUUGCUCAUUUUAGUACUUGCAGGACCGUACAGUUUGGUCAGAGGGAGUUCUGCUUCUGAUGCACAAGAAUCUAUGUCUUCGGGGUCUGAUGUCCGUUAUUCAACUACACAGAAACAGAGGAAAAACUCUGAAGACGACGGCGUUCCGUUUAGUUCAACAUCGACAAGUAGUGAUCAAACUUCAGGUUUUCCUUCAACAGUAGAACGCUCCUAUAAAAUUAACAGUGUUUUUGCCAAUCGAAUAGCCGAACUGAAAAACAAUUUAGAGCGCCAUCUUGAGACCACAACGAAUCUCCUUGUUGCACUACAAAGUAUUGAUAUCGAGGAGCUAGAAGAUAACCAGCGAUUCAUAAAAUGUGCCACGAAAUUUUUGCCUUCCUUCAGUUACAGUCGACAGUUAAAUGAAGACAACGAAAGACAAAAUGAAACAACAAAUUCGACUGCAUUACCGACCUCUAAUUCACAUGAAAACCAUUCACUUUGUUCAAGUCAAACUUGUCGACAUGAAGAACCGCGAAUAGACAUCCAUAACAAUUUCACAUCCACUACACAGAGCACAACACAACGGGAUCAAAAUCAAACAACAAUGGCAUCGAAUGUUUCUUCUCCUACUACUUCAACGAUUACGACGGCGCCAAGUGCAACGAGAUCGGAGCAAUUUUUUCCGCCUCGGCCAAAUUUCCCCGCACGUCCGGACUUUCCACCACGUCCAAAUUUUCCUCCUCGUCCAAAUUUUCCCCCGCGACCUAAUUUCCCACCCGAAGGACGGAGUUCUCCUCUUACAAACGUCGAAAAGGAUAAUUUGGAAAAAAUAGGAGAUACACCAGUUCGCGCAGAAGAGUCACUCAAAGUUUUCCGGGAGCAUUUGUCUAUCGAGGACUACAUGAGAUUAAUGGAAAAUCGACCUCAGUUACCCCCAUCCUCAGGUUUACAAACACCCCCCUUUAGAGGUAAAAGAAAACAACGAUCAUUGUCAAAAUCAUGCGGCUCGUAUAAGGGUUGCCUUCACAUCUUAACCUCAUUAAAAGAAUGGAAAAAGUAGACUUUUCACCUUCAGCAUACCUCGAAAUUGAUAUAUUUAAAGAAUCUAGCCAAUAAUAUCUACUUCUAUCAUAUUUUAUGUUAAAUCUUAUGAAACAUAUUUUUACUCCUUAGUCAAGAUUAUAUUUUUGAUGAAGAUGAUUCGGCUUUGUGAAUUGUGUAUUUUGUAUAUUGGUAAACUAUUAUAUAUAUUUAUUAACUGAAUCGCAUCUGUGAUACGAAUUCUCACGUUAUGUGUUUUGUUGUUGUUGUUGUUGUUUUGGAGAGAAAAGGGCAAACAAUUGAAACGUGCCACGUACCCUAUGAGAGUAUACUGAUCGACAUACAAAAUUUAAUUUUGAAAGAUUGCUUGCCACAUAUUUUUUACAAUGUUGUCAAUCUUCAUAUGUAUAAAAUUUUCCAUGCUCAUAGGAAUUUAGGAAAUGUGAAAAUAUUACAUGGAAGACAUAUUAUUUUGUUUUUCUUCAUGAAUAAAACAUAUCGUUCCAACCGCUGAGCCAAGAAUAGAUAUUGUAGUCGUGUUUUUGUUUAGGAGCUACACUGGUAUACGCUUCGUGAAAAGGACUGGUCGGAUACCCUAUCCGAUAAAGUCGCUUCUAUCCGUUAGACGAUCGUUAUUCCAAUAACACAAAUUAUUGCAUAAUAUCAAGACGUUCGUUUAUCCGAAAUUUCGUGCUAUUAUUCCGAAAGUUCUUUCAGCCGGAAAAUAUAGGAGAGUUAUUCUUAGGUUCGAUAGUCCGUAAAUAAUAAAAAUGAAGUUGUUAAUACGAAUUGUAAUCAAUAAAUUAUCGGAACCGUACUUUUUUUCGGACAAUCGAGGCUUAAGAAUAGCGAACCAAAUUUUUAGAUCAAAGACACUUUGGCUAUUUUUGCAAACUCUGGAAUCAAUCCCAUUUCAAUUCUUGUGAUAAAUUUUAAGUAUUUGAUUUGACUGACGUUGAUAAAACCUUUGUAAAUUAUACCAUGUUGAUUGCAAUUUCAACUUCCUUGCAUAAUUAUGUUCAAUACAGUAAGCCUAUAUUUUAUUCGUCUAGAGAAAAUGUAAUUUAGACAAACACAUGUCGUUGCAGCUUAUACAUCACCUUUGUUGCACUUCAUGUAGAAUGAAACUAGAACCUAUCUUUCUACAUAAUAUUGUAUAGAUAUGUACAUAUUUUUUUUCGUAUCACAAAUUACAUCAUCAUUAAUAUA
Messenger RNA from Lytechinus variegatus (green sea urchin), 3797 nucleotides. RefSeq lists its product as uncharacterized. Bases 1357 to 2607 code for a protein of 416 amino acids. The transcript is spliced from 5 exons. NCBI's taxonomy places the organism in Eukaryota, Metazoa, Echinodermata, Echinoidea, Temnopleuroida, Toxopneustidae. The record is from RefSeq and is a predicted model, not a curated record.